UAGCUAGCAGGCUACCUGCAGGCAUGCAUCCUCAACCUUUUGCCUCUCAUGUGGAGAUGCCACCAUGGUAUGGAAUGCAUCCACAAUGUGGACAUAUCUCCCUGAGAGAUUAAAUAAAAAAAGAAAGAAAAAGAAGGCAUUUGCAUGUAUUCCUUAAAAAGGUCAGGAGAGCUAGUGAGCGAUUUGGGUGUUGUUUGUGGUGGAUUCCACUUCAUGGCUGUACAAACUCCGGAGCUCAGUAUCUCGAUGGCUCUCGUAUUGGCCUGCAUCUCGCCCAGUGCGCGAUGUGUAAUCAUGCAUGCCGCCGCCAAGAAAGGUAGCGGGAGGCGUCCCGGUUCAUCGCCAUCGACGGCGACGACGACGACGACGACGACCUCUAUAAGUACGUGAACAAGAACAAGAAGAGGAAGCCAAGGGCGAGACGGAUCGGCCGGUCAUGUCGUCGGGGAAGAAGACUCCGACGACGGAGGCGACGGCGGUGGCGGCGAGGCUGAGCAGGCCAUGCGUCCUCAUCAUAGUGGUGGCGAGCGUGGAGAGGUUCGCGUACAAGGGGGUGGCGUCCAACCUGGUGACGUACCUCACCGACGUGGUGGAGAUGAGCACGUCGGCGGCGGCGAGGAGCGUCAGCACGUGGAGCGGCGUCACCUCCAUGCUGCCGCUCGCCAGCGCCGUCGUCGCCGACUCCUACUGGGACCGCUACUCCACCAUCACCGCCUCCUCCCUGCUCUACGUCGUCGGGCUAAUAGGGCUCACACUGUGGGCACUGCUGCACACGCGGAUGCCAUGCUCGACGCUCUUCUUCCCGCUCUACCUCAUCUCCGUCGGCCAAGGCGGCUACAACCCUUCGCUGCAAGCCUUCGGCGCCGACCAGCUCGACAUCGGCGACGACGACGACGACGGCGACGGCGGCACGACGGCGGCGGCAGCAACCGAAGAGCAGAGGAGCAAGGUGAAGAGCCUCUUCUUCCAGUGGUGGUACUUCGGCAUCUGCAGCGGCAGCCUGCUGGGGAACUCCACCAUGUCGUACGUGCAGGACACCGUCGGCUGGGGCCUCGGCUUCGCCAUCCCCUCCGCCGCCAUGGCCGUGUCCGUCGCCGCCUUCUUCUGCUGCGCGCCGCUGUACAAGAAGCAGAGGCAGCCGACGAGGGUUGCUCAUAAGCCAUGCCGUGGUGGUGGUAGUGGUGUCUUCGGAGCUCUGAGAUCGCUUCUCGCGAAUGUCGCUGCAAGAAAGAUCACGCUGCCCUCCCGAGACGAAGACGACACUGACGACAUCGUCUUGAGCGAGCUAGAGUUGCAGGAGAAGCCAUUGACGAAGGUGGAGUUGGCUGAUGAGAAACGCGAGGAGGAGGUGGCCAUGGGCGAGGCUGCACCGAGCGUGGCCAAGAUCAUACUCAGGCUGCUCCCAAUCUGGGCGAUGAUGCUCAUGUUCGCCGUGAUCUUCCAGCAGCCGAUGACGUUCUUCACCAGGCAGGGGAUGGCGAUGGACCACCGCGUCGCGGGCGGCGCCUUCGUGAUCCCGCCGGCGAUGCUGCAGAGCUCCAUCACCGUCUCGAUCAUCCUGCUCAUGCCGCUCUACGACCGGAUGGUGGUGCCGCUGGCGGGCCUGGUCACCGGCGACGGGAAGGGGGUCACCGUGCUCCAGCGGAUCGGCGUCGGCAUGGUGCUCUCCAUCGUCGCCAUGGCGGUCGCGGCGCUCGUGGAGGCGCGGCGGCUCCGCGCCGCGGCGGCCGGCGCCAGCCUGAGCAUAGCCUGGCUCCUCCCGCAGUACGUCCUGCUCGGCGUCUCCGACGUGUUCGCCGUGGUGGGCAUGCAGGAGUUCUUCUACACCCAGGUGCCCGGCGCCAUGAGGACCGUCGGCAUCGCGCUCUACCUCAGCGUCUUCGGCGUCGGGAGCUUCCUCGGCGCGUUCCUCAUCACCGCCAUCGAGAUGGCCACGGCGACGGCCGCCGGCGGCCACGGCUGGUUCUCCGACGACCCUCGGGAGGCGCACCUGGACAGGUACUACUGGUUCUUGGCGCUCCUCAGCUGCGUCAGCUUCGUCGUCUUCGUGCACCUGUGCAAGUACUACUGAUCUUGCCGCCAUGGCGCCAUGGAUGCAUCAGUUAGAGGUAGGAUUUUAGCAGUGCAGUGCCGAGGCCUGAUUGCUUGAACGAUCUGGCCAUUGUUGCUGUUUGUUCGUCUGCAGAUUACAAACUUUUUAGUUCAGGUGAUGUCCAUGUUUUCAGAGCUUUUUUUUUUUUCAGAGAGAGCUUGUAAAUUGGUGUACUGCUGCUCGACUCUGUAGAACUACAGAUUGUUUGUGCAUUUAGCCUUCUCUCCGUGAGUACUUGGUCAUGGAAUUUGAAGCGGAGGUUUUCACAUAAUGGAAAUCUGGAUGCGGAUCAUAGUUUCAUAAGUAAUUUAUACUUUGUAGAGAGAGAGAGAAAUGACAAAUCGUAAUGAAUUCAAAUGUUUCGUGUGAAACAUGUGGCAUAGAGCCAUGGACUCUGUUCUGAACAGUAAACAAUAUCAUCCAACAUGGCCAUCCAGUUGUAUUACUAAAACGAGCAACUUUACCGUCAUUAAGAAAGUAAUGUGAAGUAUAUGUAAAAU
This is a messenger RNA of Oryza brachyantha (malo sina), 2592 nucleotides long. RefSeq names its product protein NRT1/ PTR FAMILY 5.8. Gene Ontology annotation, biological process: transmembrane transport. Gene Ontology annotation, cellular component: membrane. The record is from RefSeq and is a predicted model, not a curated record. The coding region runs from base 437 to 2071 and encodes 544 amino acids. Gene Ontology annotation, molecular function: transmembrane transporter activity. The transcript has 4 exons. Lineage: Eukaryota; Viridiplantae; Streptophyta; Magnoliopsida; Poales; Poaceae.